GUACUGUUCCUGCAGACGGUGUAGUUGAGCAGGAGUUUGCGGUGUUGUGCUUUGUCCUAUUGCCGUGAUGUAGCCUUUGGUUGCAGGUACGACAACCACCCAACCCCGUCCUGUUUAAUUAACCGUUUUGUCUACUGAGGUCACCAAAGUUCCUGUGGACUUGUCGCUGUGUGCGGAAAUCAGUGGCGAUCUCUGGAAAGCAUUCUUCAGAGUCUCUGAACUCUGGGCAUUCCAAGGGUUUGCUGUGGGAAAAAAAUACUCCGAAGCGCCAUGAGAUCAACAUUUUCUACCAUUUUACUCCUAGUUUUCAUCUGUUCCUCUGUACCCGGGGUGACUGCAGUGAACACUAGUUGCCAGAUCCAAUCUGUCCGGCCAGCGGAAGUGGGGUCACUGACAUGUCACUUCAGCGAGAACAUCAACGUCACUAGGAAGGACGUCACCGUGAAGCAUUAUGUGAACGACACUUACGAUGAAAUAAUCGUGGAAUGCUUCUGGGUGGAUGAAGAAUAUGACUGCUUUAUCAAAAAACAAAAAGGCUACGUGUACAACAAAGUGUUGGGUAGCGACCUGACAGUCCUCAUUCCCAAUGCUACGAAAAAGCACGAAGGGCGAUACCAAUGUCUCGUCAAUGGCGGAGCACCUAACGAAGCAAAAGACUGUGGCUUUGACUUGCUGAAAGAACACACAACGUGCGAGAUCAAACCUGUCCACCUGACAGAAGCCACGUCACUGACAUGUCACUUCAGCGAGAAUCUCAACAUCACCAUGAAGGAUGUCACUGUGAAGCAUUAUGUCCACGAUAAUGUUGGAGAUGUCGUUGUGGAAUGCUUCUGGGUGUCUGGCAGUCUUCAAUGCUACAAUAAAAGUGGUUACAUGUUCAACAAAGUGAUAACCAGCCAUCUGACAAUCGUCAUCCCGAAUUCUACAGAACAGCACGAGGGUCGGUACCAGUGCCUCGUCAAUGGAGAUAACGACCUCGGGUCAAGAGCAUGCUCUUUUAACCUGCUGCCAGGUUACAGACAACAGCAACAAGAAAAGAAAAAAAUAGUAGUUCCAGUGAGCGUGAGCGUUGCAGUGCUAAUACUGAUUGCUGCUGUCCUGGCAAUAAUACUGAGAGAACGAUUAAAAUCCCUUCUCUGCCAGCAUCGGAUAGAGGAUGUUGCUCAAGACCCAGAGGAAUCUAUUGCCAUGACAGACGGUGUACAUGUUCAUUCCUGACAAACAGGACCAUAGGUCCAAAGGUUCAGAUCUCGUUUUGCUCAUGUGAGGAUAAGGUGUGACCGAUCUAGCCCCACUUGCGCCUCUUGAUAUUUCGUGUUUUAUACCAUUAACUAUAUAUUUACAUGGCACAAUGUUCAAGAUUCAUUUCUUGUUCUCUGUUGAAAGUUGAACAAGCAAAUAAAAGAA
This is a messenger RNA of Pomacea canaliculata, 1407 nucleotides long. RefSeq lists its product as uncharacterized. The record is from RefSeq and is a predicted model, not a curated record. Lineage: Eukaryota; Metazoa; Mollusca; Gastropoda; Architaenioglossa; Ampullariidae. Bases 271 to 1218 code for a protein of 315 amino acids. The transcript has 8 exons.